AUGCUGCGGCUAAUCCGUUCUCUGCCUACUAUCCCGAUCACAUUUUUCUCCUCGCAGUACUCUCAGCGACAAAGACGCCGGUUGGCCACCUACAUCACGAUGCAAGACACGACAACUCCUCUCGAAACCCAAUUGCCACCUCUAGACAGUUUCGCGAACCUUGACAGCCUCGGCAAUCACAUCUAUCUCGAGAAACAGGACAAACUUCGUGAUCUGGGGAUUAACAUCCAAACAUCUCAGAUCAUUGUUGUAGGCGGGCAAUCAUCCGGCAAAAGCUCCCUCCUCGAGAGCCUGACGGGCUUCUCGCUCCCGCGAGGCCAAGGUUGCUGCACACGGUUUGCAACGCAAAUCACACUGCGGCGCGACCCGGUCAAGAAGACUGUCAUCUCAAUUACGCCUAGGAGUAAUUCGGACCAAAAGCUGAGAGACACAUUGAGAGCCUUUCGGCAUGAACUUACUGAGUUCCACCCUGAGGAUGUGGCGGGUGUUAUUGAGAAGGCGAACGUGGCCAUGGAGAUUAGAUCAGGUAUCAACAAGGAUAUUCUCAGCCUCCCCAUGUUUAGUGAUGAUAUUCUCAAGAUUGAGAUUUCGAGCCCUGAUAAUCCCCACUUGACAGUAAUCGAUGUGCCUGGACUUUUCCAGGUCACAGACCAGCUAGGUUAUGCUACCGAUAGAGAUAAGUCGAUGGUUGAGGCGAUGGUGAAAAGGCAUAUGAAGAACGAAAGAACUAUUGUCUUGGCUGUAUUGUCCUGUCUCUCGGAUCCAGCAACCGAAGGAAUCCUUCAGUUUGCUAAAGCAGCCGACCCCAAAGGCGAGAGAACCGUUGGAGUUCUUACCAAGGCCGAUUUGGUAAAGGAAAAGGCCGUCCUCCAGUCACUUUCCAACUUGGUGAUGGGGUCAACACUCAAGCUUGGUUACUUUGUGGUACGAAACCGCGGUGCCGACGAAGAUAAUCUGGACAUAUCCCGGUGCAAAAGGAAAGAAGCUGACCUUUUCGAAGACCCAAAAUGGAAGGAUAUUGCGGAUACCGGGCGCGUUGGAGUUGAUGCUUUGAGGACAGAGCUACAAACCUUACUUACAGGGCUUGCCAAGCGCGAGUUACCAAAGCAAAAAGCGGAAAUCAUGAAACGCCUGGCUGACUGUGAGAAGAGAAGCAUCUCCCUUGGGCCGCCGAGAUCCACCCCAGCAGCUCAGCGUGAGCAUUUAAUCAAGUUGGCGCUGAGGUUCGAGAGGUUGGCAAACGAUGCUCUCGAGGGCCUAUACGGCAGGGAUGUCUUGUUCGGAGAGAAGCCUCCACUGAAGCUUAUAACCAAGAUCGUUGAGCUCAACGAAGGAUUCUCUAACGUAAUAUGGAAGAAAGGUCAAACCUGGACCUUCAAAGGGAAGACGCCAGAGAAGGACGAUACCGCUGCCUACAUAGGGCUGAUGAACGAGGCUUUCGACUGGGCAUCAACGUUUCCGGAACUGUCGGAGUAUCGUUACCCGAGAAUUGCCUCUUUCAAAAAUCCCAAGAUUGAUAUCAUGGCUUUCAUCGGAGAAUGUUACUCGGCAAGCCGUGGACCAGAACUGGGAUCGUUUGGCGGACCGGUCUUGACAAUGGCAUUCAAAGCCCAGGCGAGGAACUGGGAUGAAGCCGCAACUCGUCAUGUUAAGGCGGCUGUCCUGGUUAUCCACCGGUUUCUACAUACGCUUUUGGAGGCCAUCAUAGAGGAUCAGCGAAUGCGCGAAGAGCUUUGGAUGUGUCUUCAAGAUGAUCUGCUUACAGGUUACCAACGAGCAUGCGAUCACGCAAAAUUUGUCAUUAGCACGGAGCUUAACGGUCGCCCAGUAACCUACAAUCACUAUUUCAACGAUAACCUGCAGCGAGCCAGGCUAGGCCGACAAAAAUCCAUUCUUUCGGGACUGGAGGUGAAUGGCCAGAACACCAAGGUCGACCUCUCCAAGGUGCAGUCUUUGAUGACGAGCGCAGUAGAGAACAAAUCCAAUGCCGAGCAGGUCAGGGAAGACAUCCAUGACAUACUCGAGAGCUACUAUAAGGUCGCCCGGAAGAGGUUCGUCGAUAACAUUUGCCAGCAGGCGAUCAACCAUUUCCUCCUCGAUGGUGAUCAAAGCCCUGUCAAGGUGUUCACGGCGGACUGGGUGGCCAAGCUAAGCGAUCAUCGACUGAACAGCAUUGCCGGUGAGGAUGCUGUUACUAUAACAGCGAGGCAAAGGCUGGAAACGGAGCUGGAAGGCCUGAAAAAGGCUUUGGAAGUAUUGCGGAGUUGA
Neurospora tetraspora is the source of this 2268-nucleotide messenger RNA. Its product is annotated as P-loop containing nucleoside triphosphate hydrolase protein. The record is from RefSeq and is a predicted model, not a curated record. Gene Ontology annotation, molecular function: GTPase activity; GTP binding; microtubule binding. Bases 1 to 2268 code for a protein of 755 amino acids. The transcript is spliced from 8 exons. NCBI's taxonomy places the organism in Eukaryota, Fungi, Ascomycota, Sordariomycetes, Sordariales, Sordariaceae. Gene Ontology annotation, cellular component: microtubule; cytoplasm; membrane.